Molecule: messenger RNA, 3594 nt
Organism: Xenopus laevis (African clawed frog)
Lineage: Eukaryota; Metazoa; Chordata; Amphibia; Anura; Pipidae
Gene: klf15.2.S
Product: Kruppel-like factor 15, gene 2 S homeolog
Exons: 4
Coding region: 499-1635 (378 amino acids)
Biological process (GO): positive regulation of DNA-templated transcription; regulation of transcription by RNA polymerase II
Cellular component (GO): nucleus
Molecular function (GO): transcription cis-regulatory region binding; RNA polymerase II cis-regulatory region sequence-specific DNA binding; DNA-binding transcription factor activity, RNA polymerase II-specific
Source: RefSeq, a predicted model, not a curated record
CUCUGUGGCUUUUGAAUGAACCGCGGCUUAUGGUCUAAAGAAGGGGGAAGCAGGGGACUCAUACAACUACAACGUGGGGGAGAAACACUUCGGUGCAUUUAGAUUCGCUCACUUCUCACAGAGACGUCACGGUGCAGGCCAAAGUCGAGCCCUUUUAAGCACAGGACCAAUGAGAACGCGGCUUUGCAGCCGAGCCCUCUCCGGGGGGACCAAUGACAGCCUCGUGUUGUUGAUCGAGCCUCCUCCGGUCAUGUGAGAGCUGGAUGCCAGCAUGGAAGGUAGGAGUUAUUGCAGCGCCAUGUGGGCCCGUGGCUGAAGCAGAGGAAUCCCAGGAUCAGACGAGGCUCCAUCCAAUAGAAUACACCCUCUGUUCAUAUUACUGCCAGAGCUAGUUCUAUGUGAUCUGAUUAAGCUUCAUAAGGGUUUCGUGAAGUCAUUCUGUGUGAGACACCACUCUCUCUGCUCUGCAGGGAGCAAGGUGUUCCUUUCCUGUUUAAAAUGGUUUCCAUCAGUUGCAACAAACCUCUCCCUGGAGCUGAUAUUCUUUCUAAUGCUGCAUCUGCUUGUGACCUGACCAUGGCAAUUUCACAGUGGGAGGAGAAGCCAGUGCCCACAAUAAUGAAGACUGAUGACUGCUCUUCUAACAACUCUCUGGAUGAGCAGCUUAACAGCACUGUUGCUUUUAAAAAAGACGAGGGUGAUGAUUUUCUUCAAGAAGGUGGUCUUCAGGAAGAAGUGGGAGGUAUUAUUUUCUCUCAUUUGGUAAGGACUGUGGAGGAUACAAAGGAAACCACUCAGUCUGCACAUUUGAAAGUCCCUGACUUUUCUGCUGCUUUUCCCCAGGAAUUUUCUCCCACAUUAGAGGAAAUUGAAGAGUUUUUAAAGGACAACAUGGAUCUUAUACGUGAGGAGCUGGGUGAAAAUCAGCCAAUUCCCCCUGGAUGGCUUCAGAGCUGCAAAACAGGUGAUCAGACGUCACCCACAAUUGAAAUUCUCCCAGGCGAGAAGGUGCCCACUCCAGUGACUCCGGAAGCUUCCACACAUUCACCUUCCACAACUGGAACUAUACCUGUUCUCCUCCAGAUUCAGCCAGUGCCUGGGACUUCCUCUCCAGCCCAAAGCUCAUCUGGCACCGUGCGUGUGGCUCAGCUGUUAAUCAGUGUUCAGGGUCAGAGCUUGGCAUUGGCACCCAUGCCAGGACCUGCUUCACCUGGGGACCAGAAGUAUGUGAGGAUUGCUCCACUUCCAGUAGCUGUUCGACCCCUCACACUGGGAGGUGUUUUUGUAAGUGAGGGACUGCAAAGGACACAGAAGGGGACAGCAGCUGUAAUACGUGUACACAAGUGUAGCCACCCUGGUUGUAACAAGAUGUACACCAAGAGUUCACACCUUAAAGCACAUUUCAGGAGGCAUACAGGAGAAAAACCUUAUGUCUGCACAUGGCCAGAGUGUGGCUGGAGGUUUUCCCGCUCAGACGAGCUGUCCAGACACAAGAGGUCCCAUUCUGGAGUGAAGCCCUAUCAGUGUGUAGUGUGUGACAAGAAAUUUGCUCGUAGUGACCACUUGUCAAAACACAUGAAGAUUCAUCGUGGCCAGAGGGUUGGUGGAUCUCGGACACCCCGCGCUAGCACUUAACCCAACUUCCCAGGAAUUUUAACUGGACACUGUGAAAAUAUGAUUUUUUUUUCUCCAAAUAUAAGUCCUAGGUCCCCCAUUUGGGAAUGUGGACUGCAAGACGCUGGUGUUUGGUUACAGUCUAUUUAACCUCUUCAGCACCAACUUGGCAUGCAAAGCCAUCUGGCAGGGAAGAAGUUAAAAAGACAUUUUGCUUAACUAAAAAUUUUUUUUCUGCAAAUCUGAAAAAGCUGUGUAUGAAGGUGGCUUUAUAAUGAAUCCCUGUGGAUCUAAACCUACCUCUUCUUAAUGACUGUUACAUGCAACAACUUGGACACUGGUUAAAGACCAUGUCUGUACACCAAACUUCUGACCUCUUCUGUCUUGUACAAACAGUAGAGAUGCUAUUCGUACCAUUCUGCUGAGUUCAUAAUGUCCUUUGGCUGAGGAUAUUGCAUUUACAUAUUGUUUACUAGGUUUGGUGUAAUAUAAAACGUUGGUCUUUUAGGGGAAAACGAUUCACAGGAACUGUGGAUACCUGGUUCCUAAAAUUUCACACUACGUUCUAAAAUUUUAGGUGAUGUUUAUUCAAUAUUUUAAAGAUGCACUUCUUUCCGGCUCCUAAAAAGUCUCGGAGAAUGCAAAUGAUAUACAUUAGUAUGAUGAUUCUUCCAUCCUGACUGCCUUAAGCUACUCAUACUUAUGUGUAUAAUGGAUGUACUGCUUACAGGAUUCAGUUUGGAAUUUCAGCACUUUUUGCAAUAUUCAGAAUUUCAGAUCAGGUCAGCUAAACCCUAAUAUCAUGUGGCUUUAAAAAUGAUGGAUGGCUGAAGGGGACAAAAUUUUGUUCAGCGAUGAUUCGCUUUUCUUGAUUUUACUCUUAAACUUGAAUUUGCAUUUGGGUUUUCAUUAAGACAGAACUUUUUAAGGAAGUUGAAUUAGACUGUUAUGGAUUCACUACCAUCUCUUUUGUUUUUUCGUCUUAUCUAUCAUAUAACUGUGUUUCAGUGUUUAUGUAGCUAUAUGCAUAUAUAAUGCCUUUAUUUUCUUUAGUUUUUUCCCCAGACAUACACAAGCCUAUAUACUGACAUACAAAAUGAAAGCACUUCUUAUAAGUGGAGACUAGCAGAUUUUAUGUGACUGAUGGCUCCUGCUCUAAACAUUUUACAUAUGAGCUCUCAUUUCCAAGUCCAUUUGCAAUUAAAUAAAUACAUACACAUAUAUAUAUAUAUAUAUAUAUAUAUAUAUAUAUAUAUAUAUAUAUAUAUAUAUAUAUAUAAUGUACAUAGGCGCAAUCUAGAAGAAAGAGUAGCAGUGGCCCUAUACUAUACAUGUAUAGGGAGUGUAUACUGAGCUCGAGGUUGCAGAAAAAGCCAUAAUUGACCUUUUCUGCACCUUGCAAUCAUCAGCAGCAGCUUUGUUUAAUAAAUAAUCAAAUUUGCUGCCAGCGUUUUUAUUGGGCAGUGGGGACUGUUUGGGCCCCAUUGUUCUCAAAAUAGCAAAGUGUAUUCUGUAUCUCCGUUGAGGUUGCAGCACUAGAUGCCUUUUCAUUUUUGCAUUUUUUUUGUUUAAAUCUAGAACAUAUUGGGGGAAAUGUAAUGAUAUUUGCAAAGAGAACAAAUUUGCACACAAAUAAGCAUAACAAUUUGCAUGUUGCGAUCUUAUCUUCUUCAUUUGACUUUUAUUGCAUUGCAAAUCUUGAUUGCACACUUUUAAGACCUGCUUGAAGGUAGCGUAAACUUUUGGAGCAAACAUAAUUUUUUUCAGUAAGAAGUUUUUGCAAAAUGUUUUACAGUUGUGCAAAGGCAAAAUUGUUUGCAGUGUGAAUAUUUAUUUAGUAGCUUUGCGAACAAUUUUUCACUUAACGACCAAUAUUACAGCCCCCCAAUCUAAUCUAACAUGGAUACUUGUUAUCAGAUCUUUCUCUUUCGUAUAAUUGGCUCAGUGUAGUCAAACUCAAAAUAAAUCUUUGAAAAACAA